Messenger RNA from Aspergillus fijiensis CBS 313.89, 792 nucleotides. RefSeq lists its product as uncharacterized. The record is from RefSeq and is a predicted model, not a curated record. The transcript has a single exon. Lineage: Eukaryota; Fungi; Ascomycota; Eurotiomycetes; Eurotiales; Aspergillaceae. Bases 1 to 792 code for a protein of 263 amino acids.
AUGUGCCAUACCAACAAUAGGUGCACCUGUUCAGAUGGGCGCAGCGUUCGUGUCUGGGAACUGGGGAAUGCCGCCGAUUCAUGGUCGCGCCCGCGUCCCGAUACUGUCCCGAACACCGGCCAGCAGCCGAACAACAACACCCCGCAAGGCAGCCAGUCUUCACUCCCACCAUCGAAAAACUCCUCCGUCCCUCUCUCGUCUACUACCCCGCCCGGCCGGUUCCCCACCACUGGCAUUUUCCAGGUCCCGACCCCCGUUGAGAAGGAAGGCGAUCUCCCCGAGCACCUUUCAAUAGACGCGAUCAAGCGAUCCUUGCCGAAGACCGCCCGGAAGGUCCGUUCGAACACCACGGCCGCUGGGGACGCUUGCCCGUGGGAUAGACUCGAACACCUCUUCCACGCAUAUGUGAAAUCCAUCGACACCCGCCCUGGCGCCGUGGCACGAGGCUUGGGGAUGGACUCCGCCGUCCGCAUCUGGGAGCUGGUAUUCCAGAAGGAACAAUUCAUGCUACUGAUGCGAGAUUGGCUUCUGUACCGGCACCAGUGGUUCGGAAUCAGGGAUAUUCUCGACUCGCAGGACCCGGCCAGUGGGAAGCCCCGCCAGUGGAACAAGUUCCUCGGCAAGGAAAUCCAGGCUCAGGCGAAAAACCCGGAGCUCUGGCGCGAGUGGGCGAGAGAUGAACGUCCUGGUACUGUACACCCAAUCCUUGACCACAUGAUUCCUGAAAUCCUCAAAGGGGAGGUGUUCAGGUAUGCGAUGCCAUAUAUGCCUGGCUCAUUGCUUCUGGAGUGA